Molecule: messenger RNA, 1492 nt
Organism: Gavialis gangeticus (Gharial)
Lineage: Eukaryota; Metazoa; Chordata; Crocodylia; Gavialidae
Gene: FOXG1
Product: forkhead box G1
Exons: 1
Biological process (GO): regulation of transcription by RNA polymerase II
Cellular component (GO): nucleus
Molecular function (GO): DNA-binding transcription factor activity; sequence-specific double-stranded DNA binding
Source: RefSeq, a predicted model, not a curated record
GGCAAGGGCGAGCCCGGCUCGGCGGCGGCGGAGCUGGCGGACGACAAGGACAAGGCGGCGGAGGAGAAGAAGGCGGCGGGCGACGGGGGCAAGGAGGGCGAGGGCGGCAAGGAGGGCGAGAAGAAGAACGGCAAGUACGAGAAGCCGCCGUUCAGCUACAACGCGCUCAUCAUGAUGGCCAUCCGGCAGAGCCCCGAGAAGCGCCUCACGCUGAACGGCAUCUACGAGUUCAUCAUGAAGAACUUCCCCUACUACCGGGAGAACAAGCAGGGCUGGCAGAACUCCAUCCGCCACAACCUCUCGCUCAAUAAGUGCUUCGUCAAGGUGCCCCGCCACUACGACGACCCGGGCAAAGGGAACUACUGGAUGUUGGACCCUUCCAGCGACGACGUCUUCAUCGGGGGCACCACGGGCAAGCUCCGCCGGAGGUCCACCACGUCGCGGGCCAAGCUGGCCUUCAAGCGGGGCGCCCGCCUCACCUCCACCGGACUGACAUUCAUGGAUAGGGCAGGAUCUUUGUAUUGGCCCAUGUCCCCUUUCCUCUCCCUGCACCACCCCCGGGCCAGCAGCACUUUGAGUUACAAUGGCACCACGUCCGCCUACCCCAGCCACCCCAUGCCCUACAGUUCAGUGUUGACUCAAAACUCCUUGGGAAACAACCACUCCUUUUCCACGUCGAAUGGGUUAAGUGUUGAUAGACUAGUCAAUGGAGAGAUACCUUACGCCACUCAUCACCUCACAGCAGCAGCGCUGGCCGCCUCAGUGCCAUGUGGCUUGUCAGUCCCCUGCUCUGGCACCUAUUCCCUGAACCCUUGCUCCGUGAACCUUCUCGCGGGCCAGACCAGUUACUUUUUCCCCCAUGUCCCUCACCCUUCAAUGACUUCUCAAAGCAGCACUUCAAUGACGGCCAGGGCAGCCUCCUCCUCCACGUCUCCGCAGGCGCCCUCCACUCUCCCCUGUGAGUCCUUAAGACCUUCUUUGCCAAGUUUUACAACGGGACUGUCCGGAGGACUUUCUGAUUAUUUCACACAUCAAAAUCAGGGGUCUUCUUCAAACCCUUUAAUACAUUAACCUCCAUGGGAGCAGACUGUAAGUGAACAUUUUACACACAUUUGCAUUGUACAUGAGAAUUAAAAGAGAGAGAGAGAGAGAGAGAGAGAAACAAACAAACAAAAAAAUACAAAACAAAAAAGUCCAGGUAUUUUUUAUUAAGUCCCCCAUUUUCUGUACGUUUGUUCAGUCUUUAGGGUUGUUUAUUAUUCCAGCGAGGGGAGGAGCGUCAGCAAGGUGCAAUGUGGGGAGAGGACAUUGUAGACUAUGAAGUUUGGAAGUCAAAAUGAUAGUAGAAUGUGUAUCUAAAUAGUGACUGCUUUUGCAAUUUUUAUUCAGCUAUGACAAGCCUAUCACUAAAACCGCCAGAGUUUCCAUGUUUGCAGUAUUAUAAGUUAUCAUGGAUAUGUUGGUGGAUGCAGACCUUGGGAAGGAAAAAAAA